AUGUCUACAAAUAGUCUUCCAGAUCUCAGUCAAAUAAUUACUAGUGAUAAUUUGCAAGUAUUAAAAUUGGAAUUGAUGAGAUUACAAACAGAACUCAACAUAGCUAACAAUGAAAUUAAAAACUUAAACGCAAUAAAUACAGAACUAAAUAAGAAAAAUCAGGAGCAAGAUAAAAUUAUAGAUUUAUACAAAACUAUAAAUGUAAACGAAAUAAAUCCUAGUAAAGUUCUAACUAACUCAUGUAUGUCAACCCCGCUCGGUAAUCAGUCUGAAAAAGUUAAGAUGUAUCCCUCUUCGAAAAAAGGAUUACCAUUGCCAGAAGACUGUAAUAAAAAACACAUUGCUACAAUACCCAUAGAUGCGAAUAAAAGGGACUUCACCUCAAGAAAUAACAUAAUCGAUACUUCAAAGCCUAUAAAUUAUACAGAGAAGCACACAUUUAACACUAAGCCCAAUAUAUUGUUGCGCGGCUAA
Parnassius apollo (apollo) is the source of this 474-nucleotide messenger RNA. The record is from the annotation of a GenBank genome assembly. NCBI's taxonomy places the organism in Eukaryota, Metazoa, Arthropoda, Insecta, Lepidoptera, Papilionidae.